AUGGGUUGCGUGAGCUCUAAAUUAAAAGUGGGUAGACUCAUUGGACAGACAUCCCAGAAUGACGGAUGUAGCAGAGAUCCAACAUCCCUGCCGAGGUCCUCUUCUUUGCUUCCCGGGCAAAUUCUGCAGAACAUGAAUGCAGAAAGGGCAAAAGAAAAGACAGUUGUGACACUGUACUCAUAUGACCCCAGAAAUAAGGAUGAUCUCUCGUUUAAAAAAGGGGAAAAACUCCAAAUACUGGAGGAAGAUGGAGAGUGGUGGAAGGCCAAAUCUCUGGCCACUGGUAAAGUAGGACUGAUACCCUCCAACUACGUAGCAGCAGUGGACAGCAUGGACAGAUAUGAGUGGUUCUUCAAAAACAUUAGUCGAAGAGAUGCUGAGAGGCAGCUGCUGGCUCCUGCCAACAAACCUGGAGCCUUCCUCAUACGAGAGAGUGAGACAACAGCAGGGAGUUAUUCAAUGUCAGUGAGGGAUAUGAUGCCUGAUGGUUCAGACAUAAUCAAGCAUUAUAAAAUCCGCGUGCUGGAUAAAGGAGGAUACUACAUCUCUCCCAGAAUCACUUUCACCAACCUGCAAAAUCUCAUCACACACUACCAGAAGCAGGCUGAUGGAUUGUGUCGGAAGUUGGACAAAGUGUGUGUGAAGCCAAAGGUGGAGACACCGUGGGCUAAAGAUGCUUGGGAGAUCUCUAAAGACACUCUGCGCAUGGUGAAGAAGCUUGGGGCAGGCCAGUUUGGAGAGGUCUGGAUGGCGAUGUAUAAUAAUAGCACCAAGGUUGCCGUGAAAACCCUGAAGCCAGGCAGUAUGACGGUGGAAGCAUUUCUGGAGGAAGCCAACCUGAUGAAGAACUUACACCAUGACCGUCUGGUCCGCCUCUAUGCUGUGUCCACCAAAACCCAACCCAUUUACAUCAUCACAGAGUUCAUGGCAAAUGGCAGUUUGCUGGAUUUUCUGAAGAGCCCGGCAGGCAGGAAAUUGCAGCUACCCAAACUCAUUGACUUUUCCGCCCAAAUUGCAGAAGGAAUGGCUUACAUUGAAAAGAAGAACUACAUCCACAGAGACCUGCGUGCGGCUAACGUGCUGGUCAGUGAGACGCUGCUGUGUAAAAUCGCCGACUUCGGUCUCGCCAGGGUCAUCGAGGACAACGAGUACACGGCCAGAGAAGGCGCAAAAUUCCCCAUUAAGUGGACAGCACCUGAGGCCAUAAACUACGGAUCCUUCACCAUCAAGUCAGACAUGUGGUCCUUUGGCAUCCUGCUCUAUGAGAUCGUCACCUAUGGCAAAAUACCCUACGCAGGUUUGAGUAACGGAGAGGUGAUACAGCGGAUACAGCGCGGAUACAGGAUGCCUUGUCCAGAGAACUGCUCGGAGGAGCUCUACGAAGUCAUGACCACCUGCUGGCACGGCAAACCCGAGGAACGGCCGACCUUUGACUACCUGCAGAGCGUCCUGGACGACUUCAACAACGCCACAGAGGGACAGUACCAACAGCAGUCCUGA
This is a messenger RNA of Chanos chanos (milkfish), 1500 nucleotides long. RefSeq names its product tyrosine-protein kinase Lyn-like. Gene Ontology annotation, biological process: protein phosphorylation. Bases 1 to 1500 code for a protein of 499 amino acids. Gene Ontology annotation, molecular function: ATP binding; protein tyrosine kinase activity; protein binding. NCBI's taxonomy places the organism in Eukaryota, Metazoa, Chordata, Actinopteri, Gonorynchiformes, Chanidae. The record is from RefSeq and is a predicted model, not a curated record. The transcript has 12 exons.